Messenger RNA from Epithele typhae, 159 nucleotides. RefSeq lists its product as uncharacterized. Bases 1 to 159 code for a protein of 52 amino acids. The record is from RefSeq and is a predicted model, not a curated record. The transcript is spliced from 2 exons. NCBI's taxonomy places the organism in Eukaryota, Fungi, Basidiomycota, Agaricomycetes, Polyporales, Epitheliaceae.
AUGCUCGCCGUUGCGGUCGCCCACGCUGCACCUCACCUGCGCGAAAUCUUCGACCCCGCACAGACAUCUCAUGCGUGGUUCAACGCGCCAGGCGAGACCAUGCGUGUCAACAACCAGAAGGCGGCGAUGUUUGAAACGCUAGCCGCGAGCCUCACCUAG